Molecule: messenger RNA, 873 nt
Organism: Prorocentrum cordatum
Lineage: Eukaryota; Dinophyceae; Prorocentrales; Prorocentraceae
Source: the annotation of a GenBank genome assembly
AUGUGCGACGGAAGGUCUGACACUCAAUGUCAACAGGUUUGUGAUGCAACAGCAGGGUGCAGUAUGAUCUCGAACGGUGGUUGCUGCUUCUUGUUCAAGGGUGACGCAUGUAAUGCCGAUGUUUCUCAUUUAAAUUACCAGUCUUACCUCGAGGAGCAGAGUGUCGAGCCGGCCACGACUACGACUACGACUGAGGCGCCCACCGCUCCCACUGCCGCCGGCAGCGCUGGCGGCCCGCUGUCCGUCUCCGCCUCGGGGGACCCCCACCUCGUGAACGUGCACGGGCAGAGGUUUGACCUCUACCAGCCUGGGGUGCACUCGCUCCUCCGGAUCCCGAAGUCGGGCGGCCGGAGGGCCGCGCCCGCCGUGCAGGCAAGGGCGGCCCACAUUGGGGCCGGGUGCGCAGAGUUGUACUUCACAGAGAUCAGCAUCACGGGCACCUGGGCUCGGCGGCACCGCACGGCAGACCUUCAUUGGGCCGCCCAGGACGUGGAGCGAGGCCGCGCCAGGUGGAGCAAGUUUCACCAGAUCGGCGUCAAGGUGGUGCACGGCCACACCCUGCUGGGGCACGAGGUAUCUCAACGUCCUCGUACGGGGCCUGAACAAGGCCAAGUUCGCCAUCGGGGGGCUCCUCGGAGAGGACGACCACACCGCGGCUGCCACUCCCAGCGCUGGUUGCAGGCAUAUCCAGACCCUCUGAAGCUCGCGAGUGUAGUAUGUGGGUGGUGGGCGCGCCCGAUUCUAGUUGCUGAUGCUUCUGCUAUGCUGCUGCUGCCCCCUCGCCCUUGUCCUCCUCCCCCCCUCCCUUUUCGUCUCCUCCCUCUUAUCCUCGUGCUCUUUCCUUCCUUUCGCGGUUGUUCGUGUUCGUUCUAA